UUUCGGAUGCUUUCUAGCCAGAAACAGCGAUAUUUUCCCCUAAAAACUUGACAACACUGCACUGAACACGGCACGUCAUUAGUUUGUUUAAUUUGUUUUCAUUCCUGCUCACGAUUUUUGCCAAUUAAAGAAAAGACAUAAAAUGAGUGCGCUGUUUAACUUUCAAAGCUUACUGUCGGUCAUUCUGUUGAUGAUAUGCACCUGCGCUUAUUUGCGGUCUCUGUUUCCAAGCAUCAUUGAUCGCAACAAAACCGGUUUGCUAGGCACAUUUUACAAGCUGGCGCGCAUUGGCGAACGUAAAUCUCCUUGGGUUGGUGCCGCCUGUCUGAUAAUGGCGUUUACUGUGUUAUUUCUGAGCUAAAUAAAAACUGGAUUGCAUGACAUGAC
This is a messenger RNA of Drosophila innubila, 387 nucleotides long. RefSeq names its product protein kish (gene ksh). Bases 143 to 361 code for a protein of 72 amino acids. The record is from RefSeq and is a predicted model, not a curated record. Lineage: Eukaryota; Metazoa; Arthropoda; Insecta; Diptera; Drosophilidae. The transcript has 3 exons. Gene Ontology annotation, biological process: intracellular transport; protein secretion.